UCAGGACUUCCGGGCUAUCUGUUCCAUAUCUACGUCUUCAUUCUUUGAUACGCUGAUAUACAGGGCGCUGAAAAUAUUAUCAAAAUAUUAACUGGUAACACUUAACCAAAAGUGAUACCGAUAUUUUUUUUUACCUUUUUGUGCACAUAUCAAACAUCAUGGAUAGAGUCAAUGAAUCAGUUACAAGUGGCAUCAUACCGGAAGCUAAGAGUGGGUAUGAUCUUGAACUGUUCGGUAUCAACGAUGGGUCGUUUGUUUUGUUACAUUCCCUAGCGAUCACGUGUCUUGGCUUGAGUAUAUUGUCUGCUCUUUGCGUAAUCGUUGCUUCAACAAUGGACCGAGGACUGAAAGGGAUUUUCUCUUGGACCAAAAGUGAGCGGUUUGUUUUCUAUCUGGCUUGCACUGAAACAAUUCUUGGCAUUACCCACCUGUUAGACCACUCUCAGAUUCUAAUAACACGGGACCAUGUGCGACCUGCUGUGUUAUGUCAGGCUUAUGGAUUCGUUCUCUACAUUUUUGUUUUCGCCGAGCUGUUCACUGUCAACAUAAUAGCGGUUACCAUUUUUUUUAUCAUUUAUCUUCGAAAAAAAGUCGAGUACGGCUCAAGAGAUUGGAAAGUGUUUCUUUGGAUAUUUGGUUUGCCCUUUACGUCCGCUGUUGUACUUGCUUCUAUGGGACAGUUCGGAACAAAUACAACUUUCUGUUUUUUCGAUGCUGUGAGAGGAACGACAAGCAACAGUGUCGUCGCUAUACCAAUAAUCGUCAUCCUAAUCACCAACACUAUCCUCUAUGGUCUGACCUGGCACAGGAUAAGAAGUGAGACCCGCGAUAUCGAAGUGUCACUCGGCCCAAGAGUUGAAGCUACAAGCAGAUCUCAUCGUGCUGCUAGGAACAUGCUUUUAUUUCUGGUCGUGUACUUUAUUCAGUGGUGGCCCGCCUCUGUGCUAAGUAUUUUCGUCCUCUUCCCAAAUCCACCAUUGGUACUGAUCUACUUGGUGGCAACCUUCUCAAAUAUAGGCGGAAUUCUGAACGGGGUUGUGUACUUCUUCAUCAGAAGGAGGAGGUACACCUCGAGUUGACAACACAGCCCAACAACUAAGAGGAGCAUUGCUUCAAAAGUUGAAAAGGGUGGGUCUACCUUUGACCAAUGAAACCAUUUACCAGAAUUCUGGAAAGCCUCGUUUUGACUAAACAAAACUAUAGCACUGGGUUUUACCAGACUCUCUGUUCGGCGUAGCAUGCGCGGACAAGAGUCUGCUCCUCGAACAGGUAAUGCGCUUUUUAUACCUAGCGAGACCCAUACUCGUUACAAAGCAAGGACAAACUUAAAUG
This is a messenger RNA of Mizuhopecten yessoensis (Yesso scallop), 1332 nucleotides long. RefSeq lists its product as uncharacterized. The transcript is spliced from 2 exons. Gene Ontology annotation, molecular function: G protein-coupled receptor activity. The record is from RefSeq and is a predicted model, not a curated record. Gene Ontology annotation, biological process: cell surface receptor signaling pathway; adenylate cyclase-activating G protein-coupled receptor signaling pathway. The coding region runs from base 159 to 1079 and encodes 306 amino acids. Gene Ontology annotation, cellular component: plasma membrane. NCBI's taxonomy places the organism in Eukaryota, Metazoa, Mollusca, Bivalvia, Pectinida, Pectinidae.